This is a messenger RNA of Colletotrichum truncatum, 576 nucleotides long. RefSeq lists its product as uncharacterized. Gene Ontology annotation, molecular function: protein binding. NCBI's taxonomy places the organism in Eukaryota, Fungi, Ascomycota, Sordariomycetes, Glomerellales, Glomerellaceae. The record is from RefSeq and is a predicted model, not a curated record.
AUGGAUCUGACAAACAUCCACCACGCUCUCACGAGCGCCCCCACGACACCCGGGAUGUCCGCCUUCCGAAUCGCAGAGGUUGAUGCUGCACCUCCCAUCCUCAAGAUUACUUCUCUCCUCCAGCAAAUACCAGACGUCAUAUUCGAGAUCGCAUCGCAGCUCCCACCGGAGACGGCUCUAUGCCUGGCUCUCACUUGCAAGCCACUCUACGUCCUCCUCUUCCAUCGCACACUCAGGCGUUUAACGCGCCGAAGACGCCACUUAUUUCUCUUUACUCUCAUGAGAGAUCUCGGAACAGCAAACCACAGCGACCAUUAUUACUGUCACACAUGUUCCAAAAUAUGUGUCUGGAGAUGUCCACUUGGAAGGACGCAUGGUCCCUGGGAGAAAUGCCUGCCAAUCAAAUUGGAAACCCUUCAUCAUGACUUGAACGUGCAAAAGCAUGCAUGUGUAGGGAAGGGAUACUUCACUCAAACCAUUCCAGAGGUGGAAGAUCAUGGGUCAUGUAAAGGGGUCGCAUUACACACUGCUCGAACGGGCUGGUGCAAAUGCUGCGAGUAUUCUGGGAAGGCGUAA